Molecule: messenger RNA, 1494 nt
Organism: Musca vetustissima
Lineage: Eukaryota; Metazoa; Arthropoda; Insecta; Diptera; Muscidae
Exons: 2
Source: RefSeq, a predicted model, not a curated record
AUGGGCGUAAUGGAAGAAUUUUUAGUCCAGUGCGAAGAGAUAGCUUCGUUUGAAGAACAACUUAAAGAAAUCGACUUCAAAGAUUAUAAUGAUAUGUUCCUUGAGGCUGAAAAGCAGGAAGUGGAAAAUUUAUGGGAAGAUUGGAAAACUACCUAUAAGAAAUGUUUAUCUGACUCUGACUUACAGAAGAAAGAUAAGACAACAUUAAAAAACAAAAAGGCUGAAGCUCAUAAAAAUUACAUAAAAAGUCUUACUCUAAUCGGUGACGCAAAAGAAAAGAUAAAGACUGCAUGUUCACGAUCAAUUCAAAAAAUAGGUUCUUCGAUUUCUGUCCCGGCGUGUGAUACAGAGGUAUUUCACGGAGAUUACUUAAAUUGGCCCAGUUUUAGGGAUCUGUUUACAGCAAUAUAUAUAAACAAUAAAAAGCUUAGCCCUGUUGAAAAAUUAUACCACCUUUUUCAAAAGACAAGUGGAGAAGCAAGGCAAAUCAACCAACAUAUUCCACUGACUGAUGAGGGAUUUGAUAUAGCAUGGGAGAACCUCAAAAACCAAUAUGAAAAUAAGAGGAUCCUAAUAAAUAAUCAAUUGCGUAAAAUAUUUAAUCUGCCACAGUGUGCUCACGAGUCAGCUAGUGCUUUAAAGAAACUGCAAAGAGACAUUAAUAAUGCAAUUUCGGUUUUGAAAUUGUAUAAAAUCGAUAUUAGGUCGUGGGAUCCAAUUUUCGUUUUCCAAUGUUCAUCAAAGUUACCAAAACUCACGUUGUCCCUUUGGGAACAAUCAAUUGCCAAGAAGACCGAAAUGCCUUCUUGGGAAGAAUUAAAUAUAUUCUUGACGGAACGGUUUCAAGCACUUGAAAGUGUCUCGGAUAUAUAUGGUCCACAAAGCUCACGAUCUUCAUUGCCCCAACAGCAAAAAUUCAAUAAUUUUGAACGGUCAAGGAAUUAUAAAGUCCACCACACUAAAGUUAGUAAUCAAAAAUGCAAUUUGUGUAGAGGUAAUCACAUUUUGCGCUCUUGUCCCAAAUUCUUAAGCAUGGACUUUAAAAAUAGAUUGUCUAUCGUAAAACGCGACAAUCACUGCCUCAAUUGCCUUGCUCAAGGUCACAUGGUGGCAAAUUGUUCAAGCAAAAAUAGUUGCUCAGAGUGCAAUUCGAAGCACCAUACACUUUUGCACAGACCAAAUAUGUCUCAGCAGGAAAAUCAAAAGUCACAAGAAUCAAGAAAAGUGUCACAAUCAUCACAAACCACAAACUUACAGUCCACUGAUAUGCCUCUACCAAAUGCGAAUGUCAGUACAUAUCAUACUUCCGUAGCUAGUAAAACAAAAAUGCGUAUUCAAAAAUUACUGAAAUUGACUACCAUGCCGAUUGCGGCAGAUAUUAGCGGUCUUGGCGGCGAAUGCCUAGCAAGAUGUGAUAAAUUAGCUGUACUUACUAUAUCGUCGAUAGUAGAUCCAACAUUUUCAAUCGAAAUCGAUGCCUUAGUUGUACCGGAU